Messenger RNA from Triticum dicoccoides, 825 nucleotides. Its product is annotated as probable flavin-containing monooxygenase 1. The transcript has 3 exons. Bases 3 to 779 code for a protein of 258 amino acids. Lineage: Eukaryota; Viridiplantae; Streptophyta; Magnoliopsida; Poales; Poaceae. Gene Ontology annotation, molecular function: NADP binding; N,N-dimethylaniline monooxygenase activity; flavin adenine dinucleotide binding. The record is from RefSeq and is a predicted model, not a curated record.
ACAUGGUAGACUUUGUGAUUCUUUGUACGGGAAGGUUUAGCAAUUAUCCCAACAUACCCAAUUUCCCUCCUGGUAGAGGCCCAGAAGCAUUUGAUGGGAAAGUGAUCCACUCCAUGGACUACUCCAAAAUGGGUAGUGAGAAAGCUAAGGAGAUGAUCAAGGACAAGUGUGUGACUGUCGUUGGCUAUGGAAAUUCAGCCCUUGACAUUGCUAAUGAAUGCGCAAAAGUAAACGGUAUGGAGAAACCAUGCACAAUGGUAGUCCGAACCAAGCAAUGGAUCAUACCGAACUUCUAUGCUUGGGGUAUUAACAUAUCAAAUUUCUAUCUAACUCGUUUUGCUGAACUCCUUAUUCACAAGCCCGGUGAAGGUUUCCUCCUUAGCAUAUUAGCUACCGUCUUGACUCCAUUGAGGUUGAUGAUUUCAAAGUUUGCUGAGAGCUACUACUCCAUUCCAAUGAAGAAGCAUGACAUGGUGCCUGACCACAGCUUUUUUGAGGGGAUGGUGGGAUGUAUGCUUUCCACUACACCCAAGGAUCAUUACAAGAAUCUAGAGGAAGGCAUCAUCGUUAUUAGAAAGUCGAAGACCUUUGGCUUUUGCAAAGAAGGUGUGCUCGUUGAAGGUGAAUCUACGUUGGUAAAGAGUGACAUAGUUAUCUUCGGAACAGGAUUCAAUGGUGAUCAAAACAUCAAGGACAUGUUCAUGUCAAAGUACUUUCAUACUAUCAUCGUUGGUUCAACAUCCACAACUGCACAACUUUAUAGGUCAUCACUUUACUAGACAUAUUUUUUACGUACUUCAAGUCUUUAUUGAAAAAUUUAUUUAA